CUCCUCGCCCGCACCCCCAUGUCCGGAGAGACACACGUUAUCAGGGAGGCAGCCGAAGGGCCAGUCAUCUCCUCACAUCUUUUCUGCAUCUGCCACAAUCCCCUUUAUCCUUCCUGUAUGGUGGAUAUUAUUUUCAGCUCUUCUUUCUUGGGUGAUAUGGGGGAUCAUUCCAAAAAGAAGCCAGGAUUCGCGAUGUGUGUAGGAUGUGGAAGUCAGAUCCAUGACCAGUACAUACUGAGAGUCUCUCCCGACUUGGAGUGGCAUGCAGCCUGCCUGAAGUGUGCAGAGUGCAGCCAGUACCUGGAUGAGACCUGCACUUGUUUCGUCCGGGACGGCAAAACUUAUUGCAAAAGAGAUUAUGUAAGGCUGUUUGGAAUAAAAUGCUCUAAAUGCAACCUGGGAUUCAGCAGUAGCGAUUUGGUGAUGAGAGCCCGGGAUAACGUGUACCACAUCGAGUGUUUUCGGUGCUCGGUGUGCAGCAGGCAGUUGCUACCGGGAGACGAGUUCUCCCUGCGGGAAGACGAGCUGCUGUGCCGGGCGGACCACAGCCUGCUGCUGGAGAGGAGCUCCGCAGGAAGCCCCAUCAGCCCCGGACACGUCCACUCCAACAGACCGCUGCACCUGGCAGAUCCGGUGACGGUGCGGCAGGCCCCGCAUCGGAACCACGUACACAAGCAGUCGGAAAAGACGACGCGGGUCAGGACGGUUCUGAACGAGAAGCAGCUGCACACGUUGCGGACCUGCUACAACGCCAACCCGAGGCCGGACGCGCUGAUGAAGGAGCAGCUGGUGGAGAUGACCGGCCUGAGCCCCAGGGUGAUCCGGGUCUGGUUUCAGAAUAAGCGCUGCAAAGACAAGAAGAAGUCCAUCUUGAUGAAGCAGCUCCAGCAACAGCAACACAGUGAUAAGACUGUAAGCAUCUUCAAUCUGCAGGGCCUCACAGGGACGCCGCUUGUGGCCGGGAGUCCUAUAAGACAUGAGAGCACCGUGCAGGGAAACCAAGUGGAGGUUCAGACCUACCAGCCUCCAUGGAAAGCCCUGAGUGAGUUCGCCCUGCAGAGUGACCUGGACCAGCCAGCCUUCCAACAACUGGUGUCUUUCUCUGAAUCGGGCUCUCUCGGGAACUCCUCUGGCAGCGACGUGACUUCUUUGUCCUCUCAGUUACCGGACACCCCCAACAGUAUGGUACCCAGCCCGGUGGAGACGUGAAACGGGGCCCCUCAGACCAGUCGGUCCCCGCUCCUGCAAGGACAAUUGCAGCAUGAUCCCCAUGGUCCCCUGCAUGUGACCAGCUCAUCACAUCGCCCAAACAGGAGAGGGUUUUUUUGCCCCCUGCCAUGUAGGAGAUGGAACAAAGAAAGCACCAAUUGACUCAGUUUUUUUGUGGAGCUUUCAUUGACAAAAAACUAAGCAGAACAAUUGUUGCAUGAUUUGAUACGGAGAAAGAUGAUGUACAGAAGACCUCCCGAUGGAUAUACUACAACAAACCUUCCCUCAAAAACAAGCUGGAAACAUUUCCAUGUCGAAAACAGCUGCGGUUUCAUUGUGAUCAUAUUGUGUCUUGUUUCUUCAACAUGAGAAUUUUUUGAUACAUUUAUUGCGUUGUCGAGUCCAGUUGACUCUUUGUCUUAAGGUCAGAGCAUGAUAAUCUGCAAACCUAUUCGUGUUGUAAAAUACUUUAUCUUAAGGGCAGGAUACAGGUUGUUUGAGCUUCUCGGACAAAAAGUAAAUUAUUGUUAUAUUAUUUAUUGUUAGGA
Messenger RNA from Micropterus dolomieu (smallmouth bass), 1757 nucleotides. It is a transcript of the gene isl2b, whose product is annotated as ISL LIM homeobox 2b. The record is from RefSeq and is a predicted model, not a curated record. Gene Ontology annotation, cellular component: nucleus. The coding region runs from base 19 to 1209 and encodes 396 amino acids. Gene Ontology annotation, biological process: positive regulation of transcription by RNA polymerase II; neuron fate specification; axonogenesis. NCBI's taxonomy places the organism in Eukaryota, Metazoa, Chordata, Actinopteri, Centrarchiformes, Centrarchidae. The transcript is spliced from 6 exons. Gene Ontology annotation, molecular function: DNA-binding transcription factor activity, RNA polymerase II-specific; cis-regulatory region sequence-specific DNA binding.